Messenger RNA from Cantharellus anzutake, 240 nucleotides. RefSeq lists its product as uncharacterized. Gene Ontology annotation, biological process: mitochondrial respiratory chain complex IV assembly. The transcript has 2 exons. The record is from RefSeq and is a predicted model, not a curated record. Bases 1 to 240 code for a protein of 79 amino acids. NCBI's taxonomy places the organism in Eukaryota, Fungi, Basidiomycota, Agaricomycetes, Cantharellales, Hydnaceae. Gene Ontology annotation, cellular component: mitochondrion.
AUGUCCACGAGAGCCAAAUUCACCCUUGGUACUGCCAUCUUAUUCUCUUCCUUCACCGUAUGGUUUGUGCAUGCUAACCAAAAAGCCGAGCGUGAUGCAAUGUACAAGGGUGUCCUGCGUGAUGAAGCCCGUCAGGCUGCAAAGCGGGCUGCCCGAGAAGAAGAACUUCAGCAGUCACUCCUCAAAAGCCAAAGAUACUCGGCCGUUCAGGAAGUGGUGUCGUCCGACUCAUCCCGUUAA